GCCAGACUCGCGCUCACAUAGAGAAGGCUGCGCCGAAGCGCGGUGAUCAAUCUCCAUUUAGAGCCAGCAGCCAGAGUAGACAAGUGGCUCCUGUUUUCACUCACUGAGUUUAUUUGUGCCCAGUCGAAUAAAAAAGCUUCGCAGCCAAUAGGCGAGCUGAGCCGGAUCGGGAUUGUGAAUCAUCCAAACGGACAGCAAAAACUAAAAGGAAAGUUUUGAAGAUUUGGAGGCCGGACCGUCCAGUGUUUAGCAUGAUGUCAUACCUCAAACAACCUCCGUACGGGAUGAACGGACUGAGCCUGACUACACCUGGCAUGGAUUUACUGCACCAUUCGGUCGGGUACCCGGCGACGCCGAGGAAGCAGAGGCGAGAGCGCACGACGUUCACCCGCUCCCAGCUGGAUGUGCUAGAGUCACUUUUCGCCAAAACCCGAUACCCUGAUAUCUUCAUGAGGGAGGAAGUGGCUUUAAAGAUUAAUCUACCUGAAUCGAGAGUACAAGUGUGGUUUAAAAAUCGCCGGGCCAAAUGCCGCCAGCAGCAGCAGAACGGAGGCAGCGCCAAAUCGCGACCGGCCAAGAAGAAGUCGUCCCCGACCCGGGAGAGCAGCGGCUCGGAGAGCAGCGGCCAGUUCACCCCGCCCGCCGUCUCCUCGAGUAGCGGCAGCAGCAGCAGCUCCAACCCGGCCGCCCCCAUCCUCAGUACCCCCGCGUCCAUCUGGAGCCCGGCGUCCAUCUCCCCGGGGGCCGCGGUCGGGGAGCCUCUGGCGGCCACUGCUUCCUGUAUGCAGCGCUGUUCAUCCUCGACCUCCUCCAGCGCCUACCCUAUGGCUUACGGUCAAGGCAGCGGCUACACCCAGGGCUACCCGCCUUCCUCCUCUUACUUUAGCGGCGUGGAUUGCGGCUCCUACCUGGCACCCAUGCACUCACAUCACCCUCAUCACCCUCACCACCAGCUCUCUGCCCAUAGCGCCGCUCUCAGCCCCAUGAGCACCUCAUCCAUGUCUGGGCAUCACAUCAGCCAGAGUGCUGCUCACCACCACCAUCACCCUCACCAGAGCUACACUGGGGCAGGACUGGCUUUCAAUUCAACAGACUGCCUGGAUUACAAAGAGCAAGCCUCCUCCUGGAAACUCAACUUCAACACAACGGACUGUUUGGAUUACAAAGAUCAGACUCCGUCCUGGAAAUUUCAGGUCUUGUGAAACUGUGGCCCGAUUUUAAUGUUUUAACCAUUGUCUCCAACCCGAUUUUCAGAACUUGUUGCUUCCUGCUCUGAUUUGACGGAAACAGGUGUCUGAAACUUCAUGUUGUUAUUUCUCCAAUCUUUUUAGGUAUUUGACAAUCAACACGGUUUCUGUUUUUAAUUGGAUAUUGCUGAGUGUAGGUGUUUGGACUUGUCGAGUAGACAGAGCCAAUCUCAUUGUCAUACCCUUGGAUGCAACAUUACUGUACAACACAAGCUG
Carcharodon carcharias (great white shark) is the source of this 1463-nucleotide messenger RNA. It is a transcript of the gene otx1, whose product is annotated as orthodenticle homeobox 1. The record is from RefSeq and is a predicted model, not a curated record. Gene Ontology annotation, molecular function: DNA-binding transcription factor activity, RNA polymerase II-specific; RNA polymerase II cis-regulatory region sequence-specific DNA binding. Lineage: Eukaryota; Metazoa; Chordata; Chondrichthyes; Lamniformes; Lamnidae. Bases 252 to 1202 code for a protein of 316 amino acids. Gene Ontology annotation, cellular component: nucleus. Gene Ontology annotation, biological process: regulation of transcription by RNA polymerase II; multicellular organism development. The transcript has 5 exons.